Molecule: messenger RNA, 1011 nt
Organism: Parnassius mnemosyne (clouded apollo)
Lineage: Eukaryota; Metazoa; Arthropoda; Insecta; Lepidoptera; Papilionidae
Source: the annotation of a GenBank genome assembly
AUGGCUCACUACAAAGGAGCUGCAUCGGAAGCUGGCAGGGCCAUGCAUCUGAUGAAGAAACGAGAGAAGGCGCAGCAAGAAAUAGAACUUAGGAAAAAGAAAAUAGAAGAAGACCUCAAAAUCGACAAUAUAGAAAAUAAAUUCGCGACACAUUAUGAUGCUGUUGAACAACAAUUAAAAAGUUCAACUAUUGGACUUGUAACUCUUGAUGAAAUGAAAGCCAAACAAGAACAUAUUGUUCGCGAAAGGGAAAAAAAGCUAGCCCAAAAAAAGGCUGAAAAAGAAAAGGAAAGGCAAAAAGAAAUUGAAGCUAAACAAGCACAGAAAAAUAAACAAAAGCGUCAGAUACAAGCUCUUUCAUUUGAUCUAAAUGAAGAUGAGGAAGAUGAUGAAGAUGGAGAGAAACCUGAGAAGGAUUGGAGAGAGCAGGAUGAAGUGGCAUAUAAAAAAAUAAGAAAAAAUCCCGAUGUGGACACAUCAUUCUUACCAGAUAGAGAAAGAGAAGAGGCUGAUUUAAAAUUGCGCGAGGAACUACGGUUAGAAUGGGUAAUGACGCAGGCGAGUCUCAAAGAUGAACCCAUAACUGUUACAUUUAGCUACUGGGAUGGAUCUGGUCAUAGAAGAAAUGUCACUUUAAAAAAAGGAAACUCAAUUUAUCAGUUUCUACAGAGAUGUCUAGACACAUUAAGACCGGAGUUCAGUGAAUUAAAAACAGUUUCUGCUGACCAACUAAUGUAUGUGAAAGAAGACCUUAUUUUGCCGCAUCAUUACACAUUUUAUGACUUCAUUGUAACCAAGGCCCGAGGCAAGAGUGGACCAUUGUUCCAGUUUGAUGCUUCAGAUGAUGUAAGAUUAGUAAAUGAUGCCACACAAGAAAAACAAGAUUCACACGCGGGUAAAGUACUUUUGAGGUCAUGGUAUGAGAGAAACAAACAUAUUUUCCCUGCCUCUAGAUGGGAGCCAUAUGAUCCAACAAAAACUUACUCUAAGUACACAAUUAAAGGCAAAUAG